Molecule: messenger RNA, 345 nt
Organism: Brenthis ino (lesser marbled fritillary)
Lineage: Eukaryota; Metazoa; Arthropoda; Insecta; Lepidoptera; Nymphalidae
Source: the annotation of a GenBank genome assembly
AUGACUAACAUGGCAACAGAGGGAGGUCUGGCGCCUGGCAGCGAUGACAUGCCAGUGGGAGGACCCAAGACUCCUCAACAGAUCGCUGCCCAGCGUCGCUUGCAGCAGACGCAAGCGCAAGUAGAUGAGGUGGUGGACAUAAUGAAAACAAACGUGGAGAAAGUAUUGGAAAGAGAUCAAAAGCUCUCAGAACUCGACGACAGGGCAGAUGCUCUGCAGCAAGGCGCGUCACAGUUCGAGCAACAGGCUGGAAAACUCAAAAGCAAAUUUUGGUUGCAGAACUUAAAGAUGAUGAUAAUUGCAGCAGUCAUCGGAAUCAUUAUUUUAGCCUUAAUUAUUGGUCUG